This is a messenger RNA of Acanthoscelides obtectus, 210 nucleotides long. The record is from the annotation of a GenBank genome assembly. NCBI's taxonomy places the organism in Eukaryota, Metazoa, Arthropoda, Insecta, Coleoptera, Chrysomelidae.
AUGUAUCCAAAUGUCCAUAUUUUUUCUUGCACCAAUAUUGGAAAAUUAGUUAGGAUCAAUGAGUCGGUAGUAUUGUUUCUAUAUUGGGACAAUAUCCGUGUGCUACUUGAGUUGGCCAAAGAAUUUUCAAAGCUGCAGCUGGUCAUAAAUGCCUGGGCAGUCAGCGAACUGCGAACAGCAGCGGCGAUCAAGGCCUCAUGGCUGUUUUGA